CAGCACUACCGUACGGUAGGUAGCGGAACAUAAUAUGCCGUGGAUUCUUAUUCAGAAAAUACUCUUCACGAGCCUUCGAGGUACCGUAUGUUACACUUCGAGCCCACGCAUACUCGUACUUCUUUUAUGCAAUCCCGAUCCGAGCCCACCAAGCGCUGCCGCCUGUUGUCUUUGCUGAUCUGCGUUGCACUAUUGAUUCAUUGCAGCGAGAACAGCACAACCAUCCAUCCGUUAGCGUUAGCGUUCGCGUUCCCACAAUUGCGCCUGGGAGUUCGCGUUCUCCGCACGAGAAAGACACCCCCGAAAAAGAUCCACGCCAACCCAAUCGUCCCGAACCGAAAGCCGUAUUCUUUUGUUGGUAGAACCACAUCCCGCACCAUGUCCACCGAAGAAACCAACGGCGGCAGCGGCGCCAGCGAUCUCCCCCGCAUCGACGGAUCCGAAACCAUCGGAAGCACCAGGUGGCUCAAGCUAGAAACCCUCUCGUACACCGACGCCACCGGCAGCCAGCGCAAGUGGGACUACGCCACCCGCACCACGAAGGCGAGCAAGUCCUCCACGGACGCCGUGGUCAUCAUCCCCCUCCUGAAGCGGCCCUACAAGAAGGAGGGCGAAACCGGCAACGAAAAAGACGAGGAAGACAAAGACGACGUUCUCGACACGCUUCUGGUCGAGCAGUUCCGGCCCCCGGUCGGGAGGGCCACCCUCGAGUUCCCGGCCGGGCUCAUCGACGCCGGGGAGACACCCGAGCAGGCCGCCCUCCGGGAGCUCCGCGAGGAAACCGGCUACGUCGGGGAAGCCUGUAGGAUCCCCCCGGUGGUCUCGAGGCAGGUCUGCAUGUCCCCGGGCCUCUGCGACGAGACGGUCCAGUGCGUGGUGGUGGUGGUGGACCUGGACAAUCCCUACAACGAUCCUUCGGGGGCCCUCUUCGAGGCAACCCCCGACGAGGGAGAGCACAUCACCGUCCACCGGGUGAGCCUCAAGGACGGCUUCCAGACCCUCCUGGACAAGGGAUCCUCGCCCAUGGCCAUCAUGGGGCUGUACCUCUUUGCGAUGGGGCUGGAGGUCGGCAAGACCAUGGGCAAGUGAAUCGACGACCGCAUCCGUGAACGGUGCGCACGAAUCGUUGGACAUGGCUUUGGUCGACCACGGCAUUGUCGUCGUCCGUAUCGAGAUGUGAGUAGCCACAUACAGAACAAGUACUGUGCCAGGGUGAUACAGAACGACUCUUUGCAAUCUUUGUGCACUGUUUUACCAGGACGGAGAAAAACGAAUCGAGAUUCGCACAAGCUUGCAUACCCACGAAACACCAAUCGAUGGAUCCAUGGCAUUCGAGGAAGUGACAAAGAGGGAGUUGUGAUUUACUACUAGUUGCUCUAUAUGGAUACUAUAAUUCAGGAAAUAACUGUAACCGUCUAAACAAUGAAGAGUCAAGAGCAAGCGUGUCACCCUGCGCAAUGCAGCCCAAUGCAAUACAAUACAACGCAAUCC
This is a messenger RNA of Pseudo-nitzschia multistriata, 1491 nucleotides long. NCBI's taxonomy places the organism in Eukaryota, Bacillariophyta, Bacillariophyceae, Bacillariales, Bacillariaceae. The record is from the annotation of a GenBank genome assembly.